Molecule: messenger RNA, 825 nt
Organism: Oncorhynchus kisutch (coho salmon)
Lineage: Eukaryota; Metazoa; Chordata; Actinopteri; Salmoniformes; Salmonidae
Exons: 5
Coding region: 207-725 (172 amino acids)
Source: RefSeq, a predicted model, not a curated record
UGAUGUGAGGCUGGAGUAAUGUAAUCACUAUCAAAUUCAUAGGCAUAGCGGGUAUUAAUAUUGUCUUGUGUAUUUCACCUACAUCCUUUCAUUAGUUUUAGUUAUUUUUUCCAUAUCCAUAGUGUGAGUAUCGACUGCUCUGUCAUGUAUUGCUCUAGCCUGGCUGCAGUACCUUCAAGUCAGCAGCGGGAGUUUCCAGAUCAGAGAUGCCGUCUAACGUGGAGAUCAAGGCGAGGGUGAGCAAUGCGACACGAUUGGCGGAGAGAGCCAGCCAGCUAAGCCAAUCAGAGGGAACAGUAAUCCGCCAGCAGGACACGUUCUUCAACUGCAGCACCGGACGGCUUAAACUACGUAACCUGAUGGAUGGGAGUGGUCAGCUGAUCUUCUAUGAGAGACCAGAUUGUGACGGGCCCAAGGUGUCCAACUACUCUCUCUCUACUACACAGGACCCAGAGGGGCUCAGAACUGUGCUGGCUGAUUCUCUAGGGGUUAAGGGUGAGGUGAGGAAGGAGAGGAGGCUGUUCCUGGUUGGUCAGACGAGGGUUCACUUGGACUCAGUGGAGGGCCUGGGACACUACAUGGAGCUAGAGGUGGUGUUGAGGGAGGACCAGAGGCCUGAGGAGGGGGAGGCGAUUGCUCGCAGCCUGAUGAAGGAGCUCGGUGUUGGGGAUGACAGCCUGGUGACUGGGGCCUACGUGGACCUCUUGCUGGAAGGCCAGGGAUAGCAACACACAGUAUAUGAAUCCUCCAAUGCAGGACUAAAACAUUCCCAUCAUGUGAAAGCAACUGGAAAACGCUUUUGGUAAUAAAAAAUAAAAUAGCAAA